Messenger RNA from Dermatophagoides pteronyssinus (European house dust mite), 3142 nucleotides. RefSeq lists its product as uncharacterized. The record is from RefSeq and is a predicted model, not a curated record. NCBI's taxonomy places the organism in Eukaryota, Metazoa, Arthropoda, Arachnida, Sarcoptiformes, Pyroglyphidae.
UUCAUCAUCAUUUGUUUAUUGUUUUUAUAUUUGUGAAUAUAUUCAAUUGAACAUCUGAUUUUGUUUUUUGAAAUUUUUCUUUCAAAAUUUCGAAUGAUGGAUAAUACAUCAUCAAAUGAUACUGGUACGACCAUUCCAAUGGUUACCGAAUCGGCCACACCCACCAGUACUAAUGAAUCAACAAUCAUUACUACUAAUGUUACAUCAAUAACGGAUUCAACAAUAACAACAAUGUCAACGAACAAAUCUGAAUCAUCAUCAUCAUCAGAAACAUUACCAACAAAUGCCGCUGAUAAUAAUAAUAAUAGUAGUGGAGCUGGAAACGGUGAAAAACCUUUAGGCCUAUUAGCACGUGCAGCCAUCAUGAAACGUCAAAUGGAUAUGGAAGACAAUGAACAACAACAACAGACAUCAACAUCUUCAGAUAACAGUGGUAAUGAUGAUAAAACCAUCAAGAUUGAACCCACAAACAUUGUUGUGAAAAAAGCAAAGAAGAGUUCAACGGCCAAUAAUGAGAAAAUUUCAUCAUCAUCAACAGCAACAAGUUCAUCACCAACAAUUCAAGCUGUUGCCAUACGCAAUCGUCAAUUCACAUUGAAACAGGUGUCGAAAUUUUCCGAUAAACGAUUAUUAUCAACAUUUGUUGAAUAUAAACGCGAUGUAAAAACGAAACGCUGUUCAUACAGUUGUCAAUUAUUGCCACAACAAUGUCAACAACGUUUUGAAUCGGUAUUCGGUUCAGCAGAAGCUGAACAAUCCAAAAAGGAUAUCGUUGAUCAUCUGCGACAACAUUUGUGCAAUCUUGAACAAACGAUGCCAAAUUUAAGGCUAAAUUCAUGCCGUAAAAUUCGUAAAGCGCCUGUUGAUAAUAAAAAGACAACAACAACAAAACAGAUUAAACAGGAAACAGAAAAUAUUUAUGUUACAGUAUCGGUUGCGCCAACAACAACGACGGCGACGUCCCAAUCAUUGACAGUUUCGACUGCAACGACGACAAAGACAGUUGCAGCCGAAAAUGAUAUCCUAAAACAAUCAAUAGCAAACGCUGAGAUUGAAGAGGAAAUCUAUGGUCUAAUGAAUAUUGAGAAUAAUCAGCAAAGACAACUUACCCAACAACAGCCUACAUUAAUUCAAACUGCUACACCAGUCCAUCAUAUAUUGAAUACAUCAUUACCGAUAUCAACAUUUGUUGUAGCAACACCGGCCAUGGCUGGUCAAACAUCAUUAAUGCCGCAUCAUACAAUCGAAGAUGUAUCUCAAACAGUGGAAAUUAUUUCUUCAACAGAUCACAUGGAUCAACAUCAAAACCAGUCUCUAUCCGGAACAUAUUCUACGGCAAUGACUACAGCAGCCGCCACAACUACGAAUACAACUUCAAUGAUGAAUGCGGCUGAUCCAUCAAUGCCAGCAAAUCAACUGCGUGCAUUAGCAUUGGAUUAUAUUGAUGAUAUCCGAAAGAAAAGCUCAUCAGCUGCACGAUCUAUAAUUGUAAAUGGUGAUAAAUCUGUCAUAUAUCAAUGUAAAAUCUGUCCGGAUAAACAAUUUACCUCAACAAAUGGAUUGAUAUUUCAUUAUAAAAAACAUGCCGGUCUUAAGCCUUAUGUAUGCGAUCUUUGCUCGGCCACAUUUACACGACAACAUUCAUUAAAUUAUCACAUGUUAAUACAUUUGAACAAAUCACGAUUCAUUUGUUCGGAAUGUUCGCGCCAUUUUCGUCAUCCAUCACAUUUCAAAGAACAUAUGCGCCGUCAUACAGGUGAAACUCCAUUCCAAUGUAGCGAUUGUCUUAUCAAAUUCAAAACGAGAAACACCUACAAACGGCACUUACAGACAAAGCAUUCAAAAAUAUUAACUUCAAAAGGAAUUAUAGAAGUGACUCCUGGAUCACAACAACAGCCAUCUCAACAACAACAAAUGUCAAUAGUGCCUACGCCUACAACUGCAACAACUACAACGAAAAAAAUUCUAGCAAUCAAAGGUGGUAGUGGAAAUAUUAUGACUGCUGGAUUGCAAACAACACCAAUGAUUGGACAAGUUGUUGCUAUUGGUCCAUCUACAUCCACCUUACCGAUUAUAACUGGAACGAUGGCAACAACAUCGGCUUCAAAUACAACAUCAACGGCUAAACCAAGAAGAAAAUAUGGCAUUAAAUAUUUACAUAAAAAUAUUGAAACAAUGACUAAAUAUGAACAACAACAACAUCAAACAGCCACAUUGAUACCGACAAAUCAUCUGACUGCAUCAACUGCCAUACAUCAUCCACAGAAUCAAACAUUGGCUACCAUUACGGAUCCGGCAACAAUAACCGGUACAAUAGGUGCAGCAGCAACUGCACAAACAGCUCCAGGAUCGAAUAUAACAAUUUUACGAAUGCCACAAUAUCCUUCGGUUCAUAUAUUGGAUAACGGUGGCGGUACAGCAACCGCAAACGCUGCAUUGGCGGCAACAAUGGCUGCAGCCAUACCAACCGGAACACCAACAACAACGACGACAACAGCAAUCGCUCGAAAAACGACACUGUUGAAUCGUUGUCAUCAACAACAACCACCAUUAUCAUCAACACAAACAUCAUUCUCAUCAUUACAGCCGGGUCAACAGCAACAAACAUUAACAUUAUUUACUGUUGGAUCAAUAGGUAUCGAUUCUGAAGGUAAACCAAUAUUUCAAAUAGCCCCUCCACCGAAUUCAUCUGAUCAUCAUCUAACAGCAUCAUUAGUACCAACAUUUACUACAAAUCAACAGCAUGAAAUCAUACAUGAUCAUCAUCAACAACAAUCACAGCAACAAAGUUUAACUGAGUUGACAUCGGCAAUACCAUUGACAGCGACAAGCAUUGGAGGUCAUCAUCAAUUAAUCUAUCAUAAUCAACCACAUCAAAUAUUAUCCAUACAUCCACAAACUAUAACACCAUCGGUAACAUCAGCAACAGUAAUACCAACAACACAAUCAUCAACAAUAACGGCAACAACGAAUGAUAAUUUUAUGUGUCUAUUAGAAGCAAUCGAAAUGACCAAAGAUGAGGAAUGAGAGAAAAUGAAUAAAUAAAUUAUCGUUUUAUAAAUUAUUGGUCAUUAAUUGGAUCAUUUAAGAAAAUGUCAUCAACAAAAAUAACAGGAAGAAAAAGUAUCUAUUAUAAUAAUUU